This is a messenger RNA of Aspergillus wentii DTO 134E9, 1014 nucleotides long. Its product is annotated as intradiol ring-cleavage dioxygenase. The record is from RefSeq and is a predicted model, not a curated record. Gene Ontology annotation, molecular function: oxidoreductase activity, acting on single donors with incorporation of molecular oxygen, incorporation of two atoms of oxygen; ferric iron binding. Lineage: Eukaryota; Fungi; Ascomycota; Eurotiomycetes; Eurotiales; Aspergillaceae. The coding region runs from base 1 to 1014 and encodes 337 amino acids. The transcript has 5 exons.
AUGGUCAAACUGAAUACCGCUACUCUAACAGGCGUCGUCGCCCUGUGCAGCUCCGUUGCCAUUGCCCAUCCAGGCCACGAUGUCCGGAUGGAGGCAGCUGCUCACUCGGAUUUUAUCAGGAAACUCGGGUUGACUUCGCGUGGCAUGGGACACUGCUCUGAGAAACUGCAGAACCGUGGACUAGAAGCUCGGAGUAUCCAGCGUCGACAGGCUGCAGUGCACCAUAUCCAGUCGAGGCGAUCGAUCAAGAAGCGAACUUUUGAUCCUCUUCACACCGAUCACCACUCGGAUCGGCACAUUGACUUCGACACGGAUCCCUCCAAGGUAUUUUCUUCCGAUGCGUCUGUUAUUCUUGCGCCGGAUAUUCUGCAGGGACCUUUUUACGUAACUGGGGAGCUGGUCCGACGCAGCAUCCGAGAAGACCAGCCCGGCGUCCCCCUCGACCUCGACAUCCAGCUCAUCGACGUCAACACUUGCGAGCCUAUGGUUGGUGCCUAUGUGGAUGUUUGGAACUGUAAUGCAACCGGCGUCUACUCUGGCGUCGUAGGCGACGGCAACGGCAACGCAAACGACAAAGCCAACCUCAACACGCAUUUCCUGCGCGGAAUCCAACAGACAGACAGCGAUGGCGUUAUCCAGUUCGAGACUCUUUUCCCAGGAUACUACAACCACCGCGCGACGCACGUUCACGAAGCGCACGCAUCCCACGUAACAAACGUCUUCUUCGACGAGUCCCUCAAGAGCGAAAUCUACAAAACCUACCCCUACAACCAAGACCCGAAUAACUACACCACCAACGCGGACGACGUCAUGCUGCCGAAGAUUGUCGAGGCGGGCGUCGACCCUAUCAUGCAGUAUGUGUAUGUGGGUGAUAAUGUGACGGAUGGGCUGUUUGCGUGGAUUACGUUGGGGAUUAAUGCGACGGGGAAUCAGCCGGUUGAUCCGGUUGUUUAUGAUACGCAGGAUGGGGCGGUGCGGAAUCCGGUUCCGUAUAAUAAAACUUUUACGAAUUAG